Molecule: messenger RNA, 2880 nt
Organism: Panicum virgatum (switchgrass)
Lineage: Eukaryota; Viridiplantae; Streptophyta; Magnoliopsida; Poales; Poaceae
Exons: 3
Source: RefSeq, a predicted model, not a curated record
AUGUACAAUGCUGACCGACGUUCGAAAGAAUUCAUUGAUGGCCUGCAUUAUUUUUUGUCUGUGGCUGAGGCAAACAAGCAGAAUGGUUUUAUGUGCUGCCCGUGUGUUCAUUGCAACAAUAACAAGGAUUACUCAUCUUCAAGAAUCCUACACAGCCACAUUUUCGCAAAUGGUUUCAUGAAAAAGUAUGUUUGUUGGACGAAGCACGGAGAACAGGGGGUUACCAUGGAAGACAAUGAAGAAGAAGAUUUUGACGACCACUUUCCCGGGAAUGCUGGAAUCGGUGCAUUCGAUGACGAUAUUCCCAUGGAAGAGCCCGAAGUAGAUGUAGCAGAAAAUGAUCCCAGCGACGAUCUGGGGCAAGCAUUGCACAAUGUGCAGGCAGACUGUGAGAGUGAAACAGAGAGGUUGAAGUUCCAGAAGUUGUUAGAGGACCACCAUAAGUUGUUGUACCCAGAUUGUCAAAAUGGAUUUAAGAAACUUGGCACCACCUUGGAGUUGCUGCAAUGGAAGGCGACAAAUGGUGUAUCCGACAAGGGAUUUGGUGAAUUACUCAAACUUGUUAAAAAAAUGCUUCCUAAGGACAAUGAAUUGCCUGCCACAACGUAUGAAGCCAAACAACUUGUUUGCCCUUUGGGACUGGAAGUGCAAAAGAUACAUGCAUGCCCCAACGACUGCAUCCUCUACCGAGGCGAGUACGAGAAUUUGGAUGCAUGUCCCGUAUGCAGUGCAUUGCGUUACAAGAUUAGAAAAGAUGAUCCUGGAGAUGUCGAGGGAGAGCCUCCCCGGAAGAGAGUUCCUGCGAAGGUCAUGUGGUAUUUGCCUAUAAUACCACGUUUGAAGCGUCUGUUUAGAAAUAAAGAUAAUGCUAAGUUGAUGCGAUGGCACAAAGAGGAACGCAAGAAAGACUCGAUGUUGAGACACCCCGCUGAUGGGUCGCAGUGGAGAAAAAUAGAUAGAACGUACCCUAAAUUUGAUUUGGAUGCGAGAAACAUAAGGUUCGGUUUGAGUACGGAUGGCAUGAAUCCUUUUGGUGAGAUGAGCAGUGGUCAUAGCACUUGGCCUGUGACUCUUUGUCUGUACAAUCUUCCACCAUGGCUCUGCAUGAAACGAAAGUUCAUCAUGAUGCCAGUGCUUAUCCCGGGUCCAAAGCAGCCCGGAAAUGACAUUGAUGUGUACCUAAGACCAUUGGUCGAAGAACUCUUAUUGCUCUGGGGCGAUGAAGGUGUACGGAUGUGGGAUGAAUACAAACAGGAAAACUUCAACCUACGAGCAUUGCUGUUCGUAACGAUCAAUGACUGGCCUGCUCUUAGUAACUUGUCAGGACAUUCGAACAAGGGAUACAAAGCAUGCACACACUGUUUAGAUGAUACCGAUAAUAUAUGGUUGACUCACUGUAAGAAGGUUGUAUACAUGGGUCAUCGUCGGUUUCUUCCCAUCAGGCAUGCGGUACGAAAGAAGGGCAAGCAUUUCAAAGGCCAAGCGGACCACCGAACAAAACCGAUGCACCGUAGUGGUAAAGACGUCUUCAACAUGGUAAAAGAUCUAGAAGUUGUUUUUGGAAAGGGAUCUGGUAGCCAACCUGUUCCGAACGAAAAUGGAAUGGCGCCCAUGUGGAAGAAGAAAUCUAUAUUUUGGGAGCUACCAUAUUGGGAAGUCUUAGAUCGAGAUAAUGGACGACAAUACUUAAGUCCUGCCAGCUAUACUCUUAGCAAGGAAGAGAAAGAAACCAUGUUUGACUGCUUGAGCAGUAUAAAGGUUCCAUCUGGAUACUCAUCCAAUAUAAAAGGAAUCUUAAAUUUGGCAGAGAAGAAAUUUACAAAUCUCAAGUCCCAUGACUGCCAUGUGCUUAUGACCGAACUUCUUCCGGUUGUGCUGCGGGGGAUUCUGCCUGAUAACGUCCGAGCUCGUCCAGAAGGGAGCAUCGCCAGUGCGUACGGAACUGAGGAGGUCAUUGACUUUUGUGUUGACUUUAUUGUUGACCUUAAACUGAUUGGAGUCCCUGAAUCGCGAUAUGAGGGGAGACUAUCUGGAAAGGGUACAUUAGGAAAGAAAUCUUAUGUCUGCACAGAUGAUUUCUCAUUCAAGAAAGCGCAUUAUACGGUUCUUCAACAAUCAUCCUUGGUUGACCCAUAUAUCGAGGAACACAAGAAAAUUCUGCUCUCCAAUUUCCCGGAAAAGUCUGAGGCAUGGAUUACACGUGAGCACAUGAACACUUUCUGUAGCUGGUUGCGGAAGCAUCUAAUGCAUAACAUGGAUAUAAGUGAACAACUGUUCUUAUUGGCUAGGGGACCAUCUUGGAAUAUCUUAACAUACCAAGGGUACGAGAUAAAUGGAAACACAUUUUAUACGAUAGCCCAAGAUAAAAAGAGUACCAACCAAAACAGCGGUGUUCGUAUGGAUGCCACGGACAAUAAUGGAAAAAAAGACACAUAUUACGGCUACAUUGAAGAGAUAUGGGAGCUGGAUUACGGUCCCAAUUUCAAGGUGCCUCUAUUUCGUUGCCAAUGGGUUAAGCUAUCUGGAGGAGGGGUAACAAAAGAUGAGUAUGGGAUGACAAUAGUUGAUCUCAACAAUCUUGGGUAUAGAGACGAGCCAUUUGUCCUAGCCCAGGAUGUCGCUCAGGUUUUCUACAUUAAGGACAUGUCCAGCAAGCCAAAGAAGGGGAUCAACAAGCAAAAGGAUGAGCCUAAGCGACACAUAGUUCUAUCAGGAAAGAGAAACAUCGUUGGAGUGGAGGACAAGACAGACUUUUCAGAAGAAUAUAAUAAUUUUGUUGCCAUUCCAGCUUUCGAAGUAAAUGCUGAUCCAUGCAUCCUGCUAGCCAAUGAUGAUGCUCCAUACUUGCGCCGUGAUCAUAAUCAAGGGACAUUUGUGAAG